This is a messenger RNA of Dendrobium catenatum, 3336 nucleotides long. RefSeq names its product nuclear poly(A) polymerase 1. The transcript has 13 exons. Gene Ontology annotation, cellular component: nucleus. Lineage: Eukaryota; Viridiplantae; Streptophyta; Magnoliopsida; Asparagales; Orchidaceae. Gene Ontology annotation, molecular function: poly(A) RNA polymerase activity; RNA binding. Bases 654 to 3005 code for a protein of 783 amino acids. The record is from RefSeq and is a predicted model, not a curated record.
UAGGCGACCAUUUACUCUACAAAUAUGAAAUAGCUCUAGCCCUAGUCCUCUCCAUUCCUUCGGGCAAGAACUCUGGUAGGGCUGUCCGUACUCCGUUUUCAUUGUAUCAAGAGAUCGGGGCAGACGAAGAGGAACGAGAUAGAGGCGGAAAUUGCUUGAAGGAAUCGGAAUCUGUAAUUGAGUCUUGUGGCGCCUUCUUCCGCAAUGUUAUCCAGCUUCUAGGGUUUAAGUUGGUGUUUUCUUGCUAUUUUGUUGUCAGUAACUAAUGAGAGAGUGAGGGGAAUUGCUAGGUGUUGUAAUUGCACCCCUCUAUUGUGUUUUCCUUUUAUUGUUGUUCGAGGGUUUUCAAUUCAAUUUCCUGUAAAAGCCGUAAAAGAUUUAUUCUUUUUAUUUUGGUACCAGUGACUCUGGAUGGUAGUGUUAUAUUUCUUCUUUCUUUCUUUUUGUUUAAUCGCAAUUUCCUUCGCUCUUGUUUUUAGCUUGCAUAUAAAAGAAAAAAAAAAGAAUAAAAUAACUGAAAAUAAAAAAUUAAAAGAAAGGGCAGGAACCCUUGUUGUUGUAUCUCUAACUGCAAGCAAGAUCUUUUAGGGUUCCUUCCCAAACAUCUAUUUGUAAGAAAGAAAAUUCAUCCAUUUAGAGGAGAGAAGAGUUUGAUGGGCAGUUCAGUUGUGGCCAAGCGUGGUAAUGGAUAUCUUGGGGUCACUGAACCAAUCUCCUUGAGUGGCCCUACAGAAUUAGAUGUGAUCAAGACUAAAGAGUUGGAAAAGUUUCUCGAAGAUGCUGGGUUGUAUGAAAGCCAGGAAGAAGCAGUAUCGAGGGAGGAGGUCCUAGGGAGGUUGGAUCAGAUAGUGAAGAUCUGGAUAAAAAGGAUCAGUAAGGCAAAGGGUUUUAACGAGCAGUUUGUUCAAGAAGCCAAUGCAAAGAUCUUCACAUUUGGGUCUUACCGCCUUGGGGUGCAUGGCCCUGGGGCUGAUAUUGACACGUUAUGUGUUGGACCAAGACAUGCAACUAGAGAAGAAGACUUUUUCACAGAACUUCAUAACAUGUUGGCUGAGAUGCCUGAGGUAACAGAGCUUCAUCCAGUGGCUGAUGCUCAUGUACCAGUGAUGAAAUUCUGUUUUAAUGGGGUCUCUAUAGAUCUUCUAUAUGCUAAAUUGGCACUUUGGGUGAUACCUGAAGACCUGGACAUCUCACAGGAUUCUAUAUUACAAAAUGCUGAUGAGCAAACUGUUCGUAGUUUAAAUGGUUGUAGAGUAACAGAUCAAAUUUUACGUUUGGUCCCAAGCAUUCAGAGUUUUCGUACAACCUUGAGAUGCAUGCGAUUAUGGGCAAAACGUCGUGGUGUUUACUCAAAUGUUGCAGGGUUCCUUGGUGGUAUAAAUUGGGCGUUACUUGUUGCCCGCAUCUGUCAAUUAUAUCCUAAUGCCUUGCCCAGUAUGUUGGUAUCUCGGUUUUUUAGGGUUUACACGCAGUGGCGGUGGCCAAAUCCAGUGAUGCUAUGUGAGAUAGAGGAGGGUACACUUGGGCUUUCUAUUUGGGAUCCAAGGAGAAACUUUAAAGACAGACAUCAUAUAAUGCCUAUAAUUACUCCUGCUUAUCCAUGCAUGAAUUCAAGUUACAAUGUAUCAUCAAGUACAUUGCGUGUUAUGACUGAAGAAUUUCAGCGAGGGAAUGAGUUUUUUGAGGCAAUGGAGGCAAACGAAGCUGACUGGGGCACUCUUUUUGAACCUUAUCCUUUUUUUGAAGCUUACAAAAAUUAUCUAAAGAUUGACAUAACUGCUGCAAAUGAAGAUGAUCUUAGGAAGUGGAAAGGCUGGGUAGAAUCCCGACUUCGCACACUAACAUUGAAGAUUGAGAGGCACACAUUUGGAAUGCUUCAAUGCCAUCCUCAUCCUAAUAAUUUCUCAGACAAAUCAAGAAAAUUCCACUACUGCUAUUUCAUGGGUUUACAAAGGCAGCAAAGAGUUCCAGUGCAUGAAGGUGAACAAUUUGAUAUUAGGGCAACAGUUGAAGAGUUCAAGCAAACUGUCAAGAUGUAUGUUUUAUGGACAGAAGGAAUGGAGAUCCAGGUUUCUCAUAUAAAGCGUAGAAGCAUUCCACUUUUUGUUUUCCCUGGUGGAAUCAAGCCUCCUCGCCCCUCCAGGGCUGCUUCUAGUGCAGAUGGCCAUAGCAUUUUGAAAACUAAGGCCAAUAAUAUGGUGCAGGCUAGUAAGCCCAGUGAGGCCAAUAGUAGUUGUAAUGUUGACAAAAUUGCUGGCGCAGCUGAUGAGGCUGCAGUUACUUCUAAUGAUCAUUUCUUUGACACAUCCGAAAGCAACCUUGGAGAUGCUUAUGGCAGUUCAGAUUUGACAACUAAAUUAAGAAAGAGAAAGCAAAUGGAUGAUGCUUUUGAGAAUAAGGCUGAUACAAAACUUGCGUCUGUUCAUUCAAAGAAAUCACCUGAAAGUGUUGCAGCAACAUCUGAAGAUACUUAUGGCAGUUCUGAUUUGACAACUAAAUCAAGAAAGAGAAAGCAAAUGGAAGAUGCCUUUGAGAAUAGGGCUGAUACAGAAUGCCCGACUGAUCAUUCAAAGAAAUCACCUGAAGGUGUUGCAGCUACAGCUGAUGGUGUGGAUCACCAAGGAAUAGGCUCAGAUAACCAGACUUCUAAAGAAGCUGAAUCAAUAGCAAUAAAGAAUAUCUUAGGUAGUCCAUCUACAGUUCUUGAAGCUUCGUCAGGGGAGCUUGAUGAUCAUCAUUUGCAAACAAAGGAUGAAAACUUAGUAGAAGCUGGGAAUGGCAGCCCAAAUUUACAUCCCACUACAAAGAAUAUCGGGACUCAAAUUGGAUCUUCACAAAAUCAAAAUUCACAAGAUGUACAUAUGGCUAAUGUAGCCCUGGAGGAGCUUGAGCCUGCAGAGCUAUCCGUUCCAUUCAGUGAACCUGCCGCAACUACAACCCAGCGCAAGCCACUUAUUAGGAUAAGUUUAACCUCUGUUGCAAGACCAGUUGCAAGAAGUCAAUGAGCGAAAUCCCAGAACAAUGUACCAAUUUGUAUAAUGACGCUUUCAUUCCUGGAAGCAACAAGAUCGAGAAAGGAGCAAUUGGAUGGAUGGGAUUUUUCACUUAUUUAGGUCAUGGAGCUUACUUCGAUCUGUUGGUUGGGAAAUUUGGCUAUGAAUUAAGAGGUUUUGGGUUCGAAAUUUAUGUAUGUGAUGUGUGUGUGAGUUUACUUUAAUUGGCUAAAAAAAAAAAAAAAAAAAGGUCAUAUGCACUUUCCUCUGUAACUAACAGCUAUGUUACUUUCCUCUGUAAUGAUAUAUAAAGCCUGGAAAGUUUUUCGCUUGCACCUUUUUA